AUGGGAAAAUCAUCAAAGGAUAAGCGCGAUGCCUACUAUCGUCUUGCCAAAGAACAAGGCUGGCGUGCCCGCAGUGCUUUCAAGCUCCUACAACUGGAUGAGGAAUUCAAUCUUUUCGAAGGAGUGACUCGUGUAGUCGAUCUCUGCGCCGCACCCGGAAGUUGGAGUCAAGUUCUAUCUCGCGUCUUGAUCAAGGGCGAAAAGAUCGGUCGCGCGGGCUGGGAAGACAAGCAAGCCAGAGAAAAGCUCGAACUUCAUGGUCAAACUACCACAUCAAGACAUGAGCAAGAGACGAGACAGCAACUGCAACCGAGAGAAAAUGUCAAGAUCGUGGCCAUUGAUCUGCAACCCAUGUCACCUCUGGAAGGCAUUGUGACCAUGCGCGCAGACAUUACACAUCCUUCGACCAUUCCGUUACUACUCAAGGCCCUAGAUCCUGAUACUUUUGACCCCACGUCUGUGCAAGCAUCUCAUCCCGUGGAUCUGGUCAUCUCGGACGGAGCACCUGACGUUACUGGACUACAUGAUCUCGAUACAUACGUGCAAUCACAACUACUCUGGGCAGCUCUAAAUCUCGCCCUUUGUGUUCUCAAACCUGGCGGCAAGUUCGUGGCCAAGAUCUUCCGAGGCAAGGAUGUGGAUCUGCUAUAUGCUCAACUCAAGAUUGUGUUCGAGCGCGUGCGUGUAGCCAAGCCGAGAAGUAGUCGCGCAAGCAGCGUAGAAGCAUUCGUCGUAUGCACAGGUUUCCGCCCGCCGAAGGGCUUUAAAGCCAGUCUGGAGAACCCCUUGGGCGCUGGUACGCAACUGCAAGUACCGGAGGAUAUGGAGGUCGAAAAGACACAACCAUCACGCACAUUACGACCAGACGGUAUCACGGAACUGGAACUUGGCUCGGAAGAUGAGGAGGACAGUAAAGACAUCAGAUGGAUUGCUCCAUUCUUGGCUUGCGGUGAUCUGUCUGCCUACGAUGCAGACGCUUCUUACCACCUUCCUAAAGAUCAUGUUGUUCUGGACCCUGUACAACCGCCUACUGCUCCGCCAUACAGAAAGGCUUUGGAAAUGCGCAAGGCAGCUGGUGGAGCUUACGGCAAGACCAAGUUGGGUUGA
Aureobasidium pullulans EXF-150 is the source of this 1107-nucleotide messenger RNA. RefSeq names its product FtsJ-domain-containing protein. The transcript has a single exon. Lineage: Eukaryota; Fungi; Ascomycota; Dothideomycetes; Dothideales; Saccotheciaceae. The record is from RefSeq and is a predicted model, not a curated record. Bases 1 to 1107 code for a protein of 368 amino acids. Gene Ontology annotation, cellular component: cytoplasm. Gene Ontology annotation, molecular function: tRNA methyltransferase activity. Gene Ontology annotation, biological process: cytoplasmic translation; tRNA methylation.